Molecule: messenger RNA, 5615 nt
Organism: Coregonus sp. 'balchen'
Lineage: Eukaryota; Metazoa; Chordata; Actinopteri; Salmoniformes; Salmonidae
Source: the annotation of a GenBank genome assembly
AUGAGGAGAAGGAAAAGGAGAAGGAAGAAUGCUGCUGUGACAGAGGCCAUGAGACGGGAGGAGGACCCCAAAGAAGAGGCUCACCAGGGGUCCAGCGCCUUAGCUGAUGUGAAGGUGUUACCAGUGAGGGAGGAAGAUGGUCCAACUUUGGAGGAUCUGGGAGAUGGGUUUGUUAAAGUCCCUCUUUGUAUUACCUUACAACUGACCGCAGAUCUGUGUCGAUGUCACAUAAUAGUGCCAAAAUUGGUAUAUUUUUUAAUUGUACAUGUUAGUAAUUACAUUAUCGUUAACUAUCUUCCACUUAGUGAGGAAGACCUGUAUCGAGGAGCUGAAGAGCUGUGGUCCUCUGUAGCUCAGCUGGUAGAGCACGGCGCUUGUAACGCCAGUGUAGUGGGUUCGAUCCCCGGGACCACCCAUACACAAAAAUGUAUGCACGCAUGACUGUAAGUCGCUUUGGAUAAAAGCAUCUGCUUAAAUGGCUUAUUAUUAUUAUUAUUAUUAUUAUUAUUAUUAUUAUUAUUACAAGAGCUCCCCAAGGGGCCAGGUAAACAUGCAGGACCGGAGGCACUGUUUGAAAUCACACUUAAGUCACUUUCAGAUAAUGUAAUUUUUUCCAGAAGUGUCUCCUUAAAGCGGGCAAUCUGCAGUUGUUAGAUCAAUUGUUUUACUUAUAAAUGAAUGAUAUCAACCCAUAGAUUUUUGAAUAAUAUAACGAUCACACCCCAUCAGAAGCCAGGAAAUAUAAACUUGUUUAAAUCCAAUAUUUGUAAACAUUGUAAAUGUAAAUAAACCCACAAAUAAAACAAGUAUAGCCUCAACAUCGUUAAAACGAUAUCAUUGAUGAUCAGUCCUUGCAUCCAUAGCUCUGUCUAUGAAUUUACAUUAAACAAUUUUGGGGUGGGGUAAGGUAAUCCUUCUACCCCCCCAAAAAUAAAAAAAUUAUAUAUGGUUGUCCCACUGGCUAUCAUAAGGUGAAUGCACCAAUUUGUAAGUCGCUCUGGAUAAGAGCGUCUGCUAAAUGACGAAAAUGUAAAUGUACAUUUCUCCAGAUGACCUUGACAAUUUAUUGUUAAAACAAGAGGCCGCCUGGAUCUUUAAUUUAAAGACCCUUGCUCCCUUCGGUCUCAAUGUAGAGUUUGAUCUGAAGCCAUUCUUGUGGUUGUGUUUUAGCUAUCCAUUGUAAAUAAUGUGUGUAGGCCUAUGUAGCCAAAUUGUAUCUAUGAUCGUAUGUUAUCCAUUCAUGCUUUUUUAUAUGUUCUAUUUAAAGCUGUAAAUCAAGCCACAGCCGGCCAUGAUUACAGAUACCGGUGUGUCCCUUCGGAGAGUAUUCACACCCCUAGACUUUUUCCACAUUUUGUUACAUUACAGCCUUAUUCUAAAAUGGAUUAAAUAAAUAAAAAUCCUCAGCAAUCUACACACAAUACCCCAUAAUGACAAAGCAAGACAGGUUUUUAGAAAUUUUUGCAAAUGUAUAAGUAAUUGAGCUCCGGUGCAUCCUGUUUCCAUUGAUCAUCCUUGAGAUGUUUCUACAACUUGUUUGGAGUCUACCUGUGGUAAGUUCAAUUCAUUGGACAUGAUUUGGAAAGGCACACACCUGUCUAUAUAAGGCCCCACAGUUGACAGUGCAUGUCAGAGCAAAAACCAAGCUAUGAGGUCGAAGGAAUUGUCCGUAGAGCUCCGAAACAGGAUUGUGUCAAGGCACAGAUCUGGGGAAGGGUAACAAAACAUUUCUGCAGCAUUGAAGGUCCCCAAGAACACAGUGGCCUCCCAUCAUUCUUAAAUGGAAGACGUUUGGAACCACCAAGACUCUUCCUAGAGCUGGCCGCCCGGCCAAACUGAGCAAUCGGGGGAGAAGGGCCUUGGUCAGGGAGGUGACCAAGAACCUGAUGGUCAGAGCUCUAGAAUUCCUCUGUGGAGAUCUCUACAGCACUCCACCAAUCAGACCUUUAGGGUAGAGUGGCCAGACGGAAGCCACUCCUCAAUAAAAGGCACAUGACGGCCCGCUUGGAGUUUGCCAAAAGGCACCUAAAGACUCAGACCAUGAGAAACAAGAUUCUCUGGUCUGAUGAAACCAAGAUUGAACUCUUUGGCCUGAAUGCCAAGCGUCACGUCUGGAGGAAACUUGGCACCAUCCCUACGGUGAAGCAGGGUGGUGGCAGCAUCAUGCUGUGGGGAUUUUUUUCAGUGGCAGGGACUGGGAGAAUAGUCAGGAUUGAGGCAAAUAUGAACAGAGCAAAGUACAGAGAUAUCCUUGAUGAAAACCUGCUCCAGAGCUCUCAGGAACUCAAUUUUAGAAUAAGGCUGUAACCUAACAAAAUGUGGAAAAGGUCAAGGUCUGAAUACUUUCCGAAUGCGCUGUAAUCUAGUGACCCGCAGUGUUUGUCAUUAUACCCUGAUGAAGACUGCUUGGCUGUCUAAACGUUGGUUAUACAAUUAUUACAUCUGAGCUCCUAGAGUGUGUGGCUCUCCUUUUUCUUUUUCAUACAUGUCUGCAGGCCCAUCCCUCCGUUUUUUACCAAAAAAGAGGCAGUGUGCCAUCUUAUUGUUUCAACUGCAGAUUGGCCUUUUAAAUGGUAUACCACAAAAUAUUUUGAUACAAUACUAGUUUGCACCUUCUCACUUUCUUCUCCAUAUCUCAGUCCAAAGGUUGAGGACAGAUGCAGUCUGGAGCCGACGAUGGAUAUUCUGUCCUACAGUGGGAGAGAGUGGAAGGGAAACACUACCAAAAGUACCCUUAUUAGAAAGGUCAGUUGAUUAGCCAGUUAUGAUCUUAUAUUUUAAAAUAAAUAUUUAGGACAAACUUAUACAUCAUUCAUGAUUCACCUAGAUCCCUCUUCCUGUGUGGUCUGGUCCCAGGGUUACACUGAGCUGUCUCAGAGGUUUGGGAGGCUGAGACGGGUGAGAGGAGAUAACUAUUGUGCCCUCCGAGCCACUCUGUUCCAGGUGCUCUCCACCAGCACCCAACUGCCUGUCUGGCUGCAGGUCAAACACAUCUCCAUGGUACACCAUGCUUGCGUAACUAAACCUGACACUUAUAUAAGCCAUUAGCCCUUGUACUGUCUGUAUAUUCAGUGGAAGUCCAAGUAUACAGUCGAGUGGACAUUAGCUGAUGGUCAGUGUGGCAUGCCUUAUUGUAUUAAAGCUUGGUCUUAUUCAUUAGUGCACACCGUAGCAAAACAUUUUGCAACCGAAAACUAAAAUGAGCAAAAAAAUGUGUGGACAAGUUUAGGUUUUUCUCUCCCUCUUUCAGUCAGUUUUCUUCUGUUUGUUGCAUAAUGAAUAUGACCCUGUUUCUUCUCCAGUGGCCAGAGGAGCUGGAGGCACGGGAGGGGCUGAUUGGCCACUGGAUGUUCCCCUCGGAGUGCAGACAGGGGGACAGGAGUGAAGACGCCGUCCAACAGCUCAAACGCUACAUGGAACUCCUCCAGAACAGGGUACCGCCCAUGUCUUCCUUCCCCAGCCAUAUGUACUCUACGCUCUAGUUUAAACACUCAAACACCAAUGUCUUUUCUCAGAUUGUCAAUGGAGAUGUUGCUGAUUCCCAAUCCUUAUGGCAGUAAUUAUGGCCAUAUAGAAGAGGGUUUUAAUGGCAGUUUCAGGAUAGUUUGUGGUAUACUGUAACAACUGUACCUUCCCUUGUGGAUUGCUGUGUCUUAUUGAACCAGUCUGAUUUGAAACAGGAGACAGGAUAGAUGGACCCUCAGUCUUCAGGAAAAAGUUUAAUACAUCUGUGUGACGUAGACUUGAGACCUCUGCCAAAAGUUACAGGCUGGCAUCUAACAGCCUCUUCCAGCUCUCGAGGAAUUUUGUUCAUUACACUCUACAUUUCAAAGACUUCUUCUGUCGUUAAAUGUUUGGUAGCUGUAGCCUUGGAUCGCCAACUAAGGGGAAAAUGGUGCACACUGUCACCUUUUGUAUUGUGGUGAAAACUGACAGACACUGAAGUAAUUUACAUUUACAUUUUAGUCAUUUAGCAGACGCUCUUAUCCAGAGCGAUUUAGUUAGUGAGUGCAUACAUUUUUCAUACUGGCCCCCCGUGGGAAUCGAACCCACAACCCUGGCAUUGUAAGCGCCAUGCUCUACCAACUGAGCUAUAGGAGGGACAUGCAGUCAUGAAUUGCAGUUGCGAAAAGAGCAAACGUUGAAUAUCCAAUAUGUUUUACACUCCUACUAAUGAUGACAGUAAGUGCGUGUGUUUGAAUUUCUGUCAAGAAAAUAGCAAUAAUUCAAUAUACGUGCUGUGUAUUAUUUCCACCCAUGGUAAUGUGUGGUAUGUGGCAUGUCUGUGUGUGUUUUGCCCAGUGGCAGGCGGCGGUGGGCUGCUCCAGCGCGGAGCAGAGACAGCGGCUGUGUGAGCUUGUGUUCCAGGGAGGGGAGGAAGAGCUGGGCCUGCUGGAGGCCCUGAAGCUCCUCAUGCUGGGCCGGGCCUCGGAGCUCCAUACCACCAUGCAAGCGGGAGGGGACGUGCCGGUCUUUUGCUGGCUGCUCUAUGCACGCGACUCUUCCGACUGCCCACGCACAUUCCUCUCCAACCACCUGAGUCAAGUGGGUUUCAGCGGGGGUCUAGAGCAGGUGAGAACUGAAGUUGCCCCUAGAUGCUAAUUUUGGGUCAGUUUAGCAUUUUCCCCACUAAUGGUUAAGGUUAGGAUUGGGAGAGGGGAAGAUAAUCCUGGAUCUUUUCCUAGGUGAGCCUUCACCCCAGAGCUGUGAACGUAUGAAUAUAGAAUACACAUUCAUGGUUCCCUGUUCAAAUGAACAUGCGUUCAUAUUUCUGUGUGUGUAUACUGUAUACACACCAAAGCACUCUUUCUAAUAUGGCUUUUAUAGGCAUCAAUUAAAUGUCUCAAUUUCAUUAGUAACACUUUCCUGGCAUGCUCAGAGCCUUUAGUUAAUUAAAUGGUGGUAAACCACAAACACAAGAGGAUACGGUAGGAUGGGUGUGCAGCUUUCCCACAAACCAAAGCCUAACAUGCAUACAGUUACACUGCACCAUCUGUUCUUCUGGCCCUCAACAGCAAGCAGUUCAGUCUAAGCCUCUGGGUCUGUCUGAAUUGUUCAGUGACCUUCUUGGGAAGGUCUUAAGCCAGAGCACAACAUUAAUUUGAGUUUGAAGGUUAUUAGCAUUAAUGACAGUGGUGUAUUACACAGCAGUACUUUUAAGAGGUUUCUACUGAUAAAAGCUCAUUUUCAAAGUCCUCGAACAAUGGAUACUGAUCAACGCAAACACUCACAUUUAACUCUUAAUACCCAGUUUUUAAAUACAGUAAAUGGAACAGUGUGUAAUAAUGAUGUUUUAAAGCAUCAACUCCCUAUCUCAUUGGUUCCUUCAGGUGGAGAUGUUUCUGCUGGGAUAUGCCUUGCAGUGCACCAUCCAGGUCUACAGGCUGUACAUGGCAGACACAGAGGAGUUUAUCACCUAUUAUCCUGAUGACCAUAAGGAAGACUGGCCCUGUGUGUGUCUGGUCACAGAGGAUGACCGCCACUACAACGUCCCAGUGGGCCAGCCCAAUGGACUCCAGGUCACAGAAGACCACACUGCUAUCCCAGAGGACCUCCCUGCAGACUGUUUGGACUCCAAGUCCCAGAAGACCUCACUGCAGGCUGAUUGCCACUGA